AUGCUCCUCCUCGGCCUCACAGGCUCCAUCGCAACCGGCAAAUCCACCGUAUCCUCCCUCCUCUCCAAACCGCCCUAUUCCCUCCCCAUCAUCGACGCCGACCUAAUCGCGCGCCAAGUCGUCGAGCCCGGCACCGCAGGCUACAAUGCCAUUGUGCAGUACUUCUCGCCCAGCACUCCCGACCUACUCCUCCCCGAUGCGACUCCCAAAGGGCGGCCCUUAAACCGGCCCGCGCUGGGCCGCCGCGUCUUCGGCUCGGGCGAAGAGAAAGAGCGCGAUAGGAAGAAGCUGAAUAGCAUCGUGCACCCCGCCGUGCGCAAGGAAAUGUACAGACAAAUGGUUUGGGCGUAUUUAAGAGGCAACUGGGCGGUUGUGCUGGAUGUCCCGCUGCUGUUUGAGAGCGGGUGGGAGCGAUAUUGCGGGACGAUACUAGUCGUCGGCGUCACGGAUCCGAGUAUACAGAUCGCGCGGCUGCGAGCGCGCGAUGCGCAUCUCACGGAGGAGGAUGCGCGGAAUCGCGUGAUGAGUCAGGGGGAUGUGAGGGAGAAGGCAGAGCGGUGUUUGAGGCGUGGGGAGGGGAGGGGUGUGGUGGUGUGGAAUGAUCAUGAUAGAGGGUAUCUGGAGAAGGAGGUGCAGAGGGUCAUGCAGGAUGUGCGGAGCAGGAGUCCGAGGUGGUGGACGUUGGCGUGUUGGGUUGUGCCGCCGCUGGGAGCGCUGGCGGGGUUGUGGAGUUGGUAUCGCAUGAGGAAGGUGCAGCUACAGUGGGAAGAGGAGAAGAAGAGGGCGAAGGCGAAGCUAUGAGAGUACGCUGCACGAUGCGAGCUUGUGUCCGGCUACGAGGCUAAGUGAUCAACUAUGUUUGACAUAUCUCAAAGCUGUCGCAAGUGUUCGUGCUGAGUGUUUGUGUGCGCAGAGAUAUCCUAGCAAUUGGCAGCACGGAUACUGUGUCACGAUGA
Molecule: messenger RNA, 956 nt
Organism: Parastagonospora nodorum SN15
Lineage: Eukaryota; Fungi; Ascomycota; Dothideomycetes; Pleosporales; Phaeosphaeriaceae
Exons: 1
Coding region: 1-801 (266 amino acids)
Biological process (GO): coenzyme A biosynthetic process
Molecular function (GO): dephospho-CoA kinase activity; ATP binding
Source: RefSeq, a predicted model, not a curated record